Messenger RNA from Grammomys surdaster, 4920 nucleotides. RefSeq names its product ATPase plasma membrane Ca2+ transporting 4 (gene Atp2b4). Gene Ontology annotation, molecular function: ATP hydrolysis activity; P-type calcium transporter activity; ATP binding. Bases 571 to 4077 code for a protein of 1168 amino acids. Gene Ontology annotation, cellular component: membrane; intracellular membrane-bounded organelle. The record is from RefSeq and is a predicted model, not a curated record. The transcript has 22 exons. Gene Ontology annotation, biological process: calcium ion transmembrane transport; regulation of cytosolic calcium ion concentration. NCBI's taxonomy places the organism in Eukaryota, Metazoa, Chordata, Mammalia, Rodentia, Muridae.
UUUGCCACUCCGGGGAGAGUGGUGGGUGGUCACCCCACCCUAUUCGGUCCAUGGAUACGCGGAGGGACGGUCCCGCUCGGAGACACCUGGAUCUUUGCUAGAAAGAGAGAGGUCUAGCCAUCAUCGUUAUCCAGGGAGCCCUCCUCUUUCUCCUGACGCCGGCCUACCAUCGCAGUUGCUGGUUGUUGUUAAGGUUGCCUCCAUGGUAACAUGCUUAUCCUUUUUACAUUUCUAUAUGGACAAGUAGUCUAAACUAGGAACCUACCUACUCUGGACAACCAUUUCCACCCAGAGGACACCAAUCAUCGUGACACUACGUCCGUCUUCUACUAAGUUCCCCCAACCUCUUCCUCUCUCACUAGUAGACUUAAUACAGAAGAAAGGAUCUAGGCCUGGUGUUGCUACUCUGAAACUUAUUGCACAAGAUAUUGUCAAAUUGUCCCCUAACUGGGCUCCCAGAGAAGAAAGAAGUGGGAAGAAACGGGGAAGAGAAGGCAAGAGACACUGAUCAGUUAGAGAGGAAACUCUACAUCUUCUCUGGUUGAGAGUCUGGUAACCGAAGAAGGCAAAAUGACGAAUCCAUCAGGACAUCACUUGCCAGCCAACUCAGUGGCUGAGAGCUAUGAAGGGGAGUUUGGCUGCACCUUGAUGGACCUGAGGAAGCUCAUGGAGCUUCGUGCAGCUGAUGCAGUGACCCAGAUCAGUGCCCACUAUGGAGGUGUACAGGAAAUCUGCGCUAGACUGAAAACCUCCCCUAUAGAAGGUCUAUCUGGGAACCCUGCAGAUUUGGAAAAGCGUAGACUUGUUUUUGGAAAGAAUGUGAUACCUCCGAAAAAGCCCAAGACUUUCUUAGAAUUAGUGUGGGAAGCCCUGCAGGAUGUCACGCUCAUCAUCCUGGAGAUCGCAGCCAUCAUCUCCCUGGUCCUGUCCUUCUACCGACCUCCCGGUGGAGAUAAUGAAAUCUGUGGUCACAUUAUAAGUAGCCCAGAAGAAGAAGAUGAAGGAGAAACUGGCUGGAUCGAGGGGGCAGCCAUCCUCGCCUCGGUGAUCAUUGUGGUGUUCGUGACAGCCUUCAAUGACUGGAGCAAAGAGAAGCAGUUCCGGGGACUGCAGAGUCGCAUCGAACUUGAGCAAAAGUUCUCCAUUAUCCGGAAUGGCCAGCUCAUCCAGCUCCCCGUGGCCGAGAUUGUGGUGGGAGAUAUUGCCCAGGUCAAAUACGGUGACCUGCUGCCUGCGGAUGGAAUCCUAAUCCAGGGAAAUGAUCUGAAGAUUGAUGAGAGCUCUCUGACAGGAGAGUCUGAUCAUGUCAGGAAGACUCCGGACAAAGACCCCAUGUUGCUCUCAGGGACUCAUGUGAUGGAAGGUUCUGGACGGAUGGUAGUGACGGCUGUCGGGGUCAACUCCCAGACUGGAAUCAUCUUCACCCUCUUAGGGGCUAGUGAGGAAGAAGAUGAAGACAAGAAGAAAGGUAAAAAACAAGGAGUCCCUGAAAAUCGCAACAAAGCAAAGACCCAGGAUGGAGUGGCCUUGGAAAUCCAGCCACUCAACAGCCAGGAGGGGCUCGACAGUGAGGAGAAGGAGAAGAAAAUAAUCAAGGGACCCAAGAAGGAGAAGUCAGUGCUGCAGGGCAAGCUCACACGCCUGGCUGUGCAGAUUGGGAAGGCAGGUCUGAUCAUGUCUGUCCUCACGGUUGUCAUCUUGAUUCUGUACUUUGUGGUUGACAAUUUCGUGAUACAGCGCCGAGCGUGGCUUCCUGAGUGCACUCCUGUCUACAUCCAGUAUUUUGUCAAGUUCUUCAUCAUCGGAGUCACUGUAUUGGUAGUGGCUGUACCAGAGGGGCUGCCAUUGGCUGUCACUAUCUCAUUGGCCUACUCUGUAAAGAAAAUGAUGAAGGACAACAACUUGGUACGGCACUUGGAUGCUUGUGAGACAAUGGGCAAUGCCACAGCCAUUUGCUCCGAUAAGACAGGCACGCUGACCAUGAACCGCAUGACAGUGGUACAAGCUUACAUUGGGGACACUCACUACCGCCAGAUCCCAAAACCUGAUGACAUCCCACCCAAGAUUCUGGAGCUCAUAGUCAAUGGCAUUUCUAUCAACUGUGCUUAUACUUCUAAGAUCCUGCCUCCAGAAAAGGAGGGAGGCCUACCCCGGCAAGUAGGCAACAAGACAGAGUGUGGGCUGCUGGGCUUUGUCACAGACCUGAAGCAGGACUACCAAGAAGUUCGCAAUGAGAUGCCUGAGGAGAAGAUCUUCAAGGUGUACACCUUCAACUCAGUGCGCAAGUCCAUGAGCACGGUCAUCAGGAAGCCGGAAGGGGGCUUCCGCAUGUUCAGCAAGGGUGCCUCUGAGAUAAUGCUGCGAAAGUGUGAUCGAAUCCUGAACAAGGAAGGAGAAACCAUACCGUUCAGGAGUAAGAACCGAGAUAAUAUGAUACGCAAUGUCAUUGAGCCCAUGGCCAGUGAAGGACUCCGGACUAUCUGCAUAGCUUACCGAGAUUUUGAUAACGAAGAACCCUCAUGGGACAAUGAGAGUGAAAUCCUCACUGGGCUGAUCUGCAUUGCGGUGGUGGGCAUUGAGGAUCCUGUGCGGCCAGAGGUACCAGAGGCAAUUGCCAAAUGCAAACGGGCUGGCAUUACUGUCAGAAUGGUGACAGGUGAUAAUGUCAACACAGCCCGGGCCAUCGCCACCAAAUGUGGCAUUCUGACUCCUGGAGAUGACUUCUUGUGCCUGGAAGGCAAAGAAUUCAACAGACUUAUCCGCAAUGAGAAGGGCAUGGUUGAACAAGAAAAGCUGGACAAGAUCUGGCCCAGGCUUCGGGUACUGGCACGGUCUUCUCCCACUGACAAGCACACAUUGGUGAAAGGUAUCAUUGACAGCACUAUUGGGGAACAGCGGCAGGUGGUUGCUGUCACCGGUGAUGGAACAAAUGACGGACCCGCUCUAAAGAAAGCAGAUGUCGGUUUUGCUAUGGGCAUCGCAGGCACAGAUGUGGCUAAGGAGGCAUCAGACAUCAUCCUGACCGACGACAACUUCACCAGCAUUGUGAAGGCAGUGAUGUGGGGACGGAAUGUGUAUGACAGCAUUUCCAAGUUCCUGCAGUUUCAGCUCACUGUCAAUGUGGUGGCCGUGAUUGUGGCUUUCACUGGAGCCUGCAUCACUCAGGAUUCCCCACUGAAAGCGGUGCAAAUGUUGUGGGUUAACCUGAUCAUGGACACGUUUGCUUCCCUGGCCCUGGCCACAGAGCCCCCAACCGAUUCUCUGUUGAGGCGCCGCCCCUAUGGGCGAGACAAGCCCCUGAUCUCCCGCACUAUGAUGAAGAACAUCUUGGGCCAUGCUGUGUAUCAGCUCGUAAUCGUCUUCCUCCUCGUCUUUGCUGGCGACAAAAUGUUUGACAUUGACAGUGGGAGGAAGGCACCUCUCAAUUCACCACCCAGCCAGCACUACACCAUUGUUUUCAACACGUUUGUGCUGAUGCAACUCUUCAAUGAAAUCAACGCCCGGAAGAUCCAUGGUGAGAAGAACGUCUUUGCAGGCGUCUACCGCAACAUCAUUUUCUGUUCUGUAGUUUUGGGCACAUUCUUCUGCCAGAUCAUGAUCGUGGAAGUGGGAGGUAAGCCCUUCAGCUGCACAAGCCUCACCAUGGAGCAGUGGAUGUGGUGUCUAUUUAUAGGUAUUGGAGAACUUUUGUGGGGCCAGGUCAUCUCUGCAAUACCUACCAAGUCUCUGAAGUUCCUGAAGGAGGCUGGGCAUGGCAGUGACAAAGAAGAGAUCAGCAGGGAUGCUGAGGGAAUGGAAGAGAUUGAUCUUGCUGAGAUGGAGCUUCGCCGAGGCCAGAUCCUCUGGGUCCGUGGCCUGAACCGGAUUCAGACUCAGAUUGAAGUAAUUAACCAAUUCCAGACGGGAGCCUCUUAUAAGGGAGUCCUAAGGCGACAGAACAUGACUCAACACCUUGAUGUAAAACCGGUUAUUAGCUGCUAUUCAGAAGCAGUUGCAUCAAUCAGAACCUCCCCCUCCAUCUCUUCUGCCGUUACAUCUCCUCCUGUGGGCAAUCAGAGUAGUCAAAGUGUUCCAUAGUUUCCGAGAAACCAUUCAUAAAUCCAAGAACCAAAUCUCCAUCCACACCUUCAUGACCCAACCUGAAUACGCCGCAGAUGAUGAACUGUCACAAUCAUUCCUGGAAAUCCAAGAGGAAAAUCCUGCAUCGGUUUCUAAGUCGGGAACUAAAGAGCUCCUGUUGGAUGGUGAAGCCGCUCCACAUGACAACACAAAUAACAAUGCCGUGGACUGCCACCAAGUGCAGAUUGUUGCCUCCCAUUCCGAUAGCCCUCUGCAAAACCUGGAGACACCGGUCUGAAUUUCCAUUCUCUGAGUCCCACCCCUGCUUUCCCUUUUUCUCUUCUUCUAUCCCAUCUGUAUGUGAUGGUGGGACUUGUCAUUGUUAUGUCAGCUGCUCCUAAGUGUGUGAGAACCCCCACCUGACUAUGAAGAAGCAAGAGCUCAGUCCUACAUGGAUUCAGUCAAACUCUGGGCAGGUAAUGGUGGAUCCACUCCUCAGGUGUACCAGUUGUCAUUUUAAGGAAAUGGUGACAAUCCUCUUGGCAUCACCCAACCCAAAGUCUCCACAGCAUUCCCACGAGUACCACCAUGCCCUUCUGACUCGGAGAUUUUAUCCAAUGAGUUUCUGCCAUUUAUAUUUACAAGCUAAGUUGUGAGCCCAGUGAGAGACAAAUGCCCAGUGUUCAUGUUUCAGUAGAAUGAUUAUUUCUAAACCAUUUUUUUCCUAUUUUGAAAAUGUACACUCUAAGGCCUCUAGCUCUUUCUGCCCUUCGGUCUCCUUCAGUCUGAUGUCCCCCAAGGUUCUUUGGAUCUUAUAUGAUCUCUCUCUCUCUCUCUCUCUCUCUCUCUCUCUCUCUCUCU